Messenger RNA from Puma concolor (puma), 1185 nucleotides. The record is from RefSeq and is a predicted model, not a curated record. Lineage: Eukaryota; Metazoa; Chordata; Mammalia; Carnivora; Felidae.
AUGUUCGUGCUGGGCCUGCCCUACGCCAUCCUGCACGGCGGCUACCUAGGGUUGUUCCUCAUCAUCUUCGCCGCCGUGGUGUGCUGCUACACCGGCAAGAUCCUCAUCGCGUGCCUGUACGAGGAGAACGAGGACGGCGAGGUGGUGCGCGUGCGGGACUCGUACGUGGCCAUCGCCAACGCGUGCUGCGCGCCGCGCUUCCCGACGCUGGGAGGCCGCGUGGUGAACGUGGCGCAGAUCAUCGAGCUGGUGAUGACUUGCAUCCUGUACGUGGUGGUCAGCGGCAACCUCAUGUACAACAGCUUCCCGGGGCUGCCCGUGUCGCAGAAGUCCUGGGCCAUUAUCGCCACCGCCGUGCUGCUGCCCUGCGCCUUCCUUAAGAACCUCAAGGCGGUGUCCAAGUUCAGCCUGCUGUGCACUCUGGCCCACUUCGUCAUCAACAUCCUGGUCAUCGCCUACUGCCUGUCACGGGCACGCGACUGGGCCUGGGAGAAGGUCAAGUUCUACAUCGACGUCAAGAAGUUUCCCAUCUCCAUUGGCAUCAUCGUGUUCAGCUACACGUCCCAGAUCUUCCUGCCUUCGCUGGAGGGCAACAUGCAGCAGCCCAGCGAGUUCCACUGCAUGAUGAACUGGACUCACAUCGCCGCCUGCGUGCUCAAGGGCCUCUUCGCGCUGGUCGCCUACCUCACCUGGGCCGACGAGACCAAGGAGGUCAUCACGGAUAACCUGCCCGGUUCCAUCCGUGCCGUGGUCAACAUCUUCCUGGUGGCCAAGGCGCUGUUGUCUUACCCGCUGCCCUUCUUCGCUGCUGUGGAGGUGCUGGAGAAGUCGCUCUUCCAGGAAGGCAGCCGCGCCUUCUUCCCGGCCUGCUACGGCGGCGACGGGCGCCUCAAAUCGUGGGGGCUGACGCUGCGCUGUGCGCUGGUCGUCUUCACGCUGCUCAUGGCCAUCUACGUGCCGCACUUCGCGCUGCUCAUGGGUCUCACCGGCAGUCUCACGGGCGCCGGCCUCUGCUUCCUGCUGCCCAGCCUCUUCCACCUGCGCCUGCUCUGGCGCAAGCUGCUGUGGCACCAAGUCUUCUUCGAUGUCGCCAUCUUCGUCAUCGGUGGCAUCUGCAGUGUGUCCGGCUUCGUGCACUCGCUUGAGGGCCUCAUCGAGGCCUACCGAACCAACGCGGAGGACUAG